AGGUGACCUGAUCCUGCUCUAGUAUAAAUGUAACACCUGGAGGCAGUGUAACGUCUGGGCAGGUGUGUCUCAUUACACCUGACAGCACCUUCCGGAUCUUGUCUUCAUAUUCAUUGCUGUGUCAUCCUCUGAGCGUCUGCUGGAUCCUUCUGUGCCCCCUAUCUUCUGAUACUUCUUUCUCCGACACUUCAGACCAGCUUGACAAUGAGUGAGGAGUCGAUCAUCCGUAUCCCGCCAUACCACUACAUCCAUGUCCUGGACCAGAACAGCAACAUCUCCCGCGUGGAGACCGGACCUAAGACCUACAUUCGGCAGGACAAUGAGAGGGUCCUGUUCCAUCCCGUCCGGAUGGUAAUGGUGCCGCCACGCCACUACUGUAUCAUUCAGAACCCGGUGGUCAGGGACGCCGCACGCAGCGCGCAGUUUGACGACAUCGGACAAGCGAAACUGCGGCACGGUGACCAAGAGAUCCGGCUGGCUCAGGAUCCGUUCCCGCUGUAUCCGGGGGAGGAGUUACAGCAGGGCAUUACCCCUCUGACGGUGGUCCUGGCUAACACCGCACUGCACCUGAAAGCUCUCCUGGACUUUGAGGAUGACAAUGAGAAGUUUGUGGCCGGAGACGAGUGGCUCUUCGAAGGACCAGGUACCUAUAUUCCCCGGAAGGAGGUGGAAGUCGUACAGACCAUACAAGCGACUGUGAUUCGGCAUAACCAAGCAAUCCGUCUGCGUGCCCGGAAGGAGUGCCAGGACCGAGAAGACCGUGCGCGGGUUACUGGGGAGGAGUGGCUGGUCAAGAAGGUCGGGGCGUAUCUUCCUGGAGUAUACGAAGAGGUGGUGGAUGUUGUGGACGCAUUUGUCCUGACAGACAAGAGAGCUCUGCACAUCCGUGCCACCAAGACGUUCCGCGAUGAGAAAUCGAACCUGCGGCGCACAGGAGAGGAGUGGCUGAUUACCAUGGAUGACACAGAGGCCUACAUCCCCAAUGUCUAUGAGGAGGUGAUGGGAAUCGUGGAUAUUACCACUCUGAACAGCCGCCAGUACUGUGUAAUCCUGGACCCCGUGGGGGCUGAUGGAAAGCCUCAACUUGGACAGAAGAAAGUUGUAAAGGGAGAAAAGUCUUUCUUCCUCCAGCCUGGUGAGAGCCUGGAGUAUGGAAUCCAAGAUGUCUACAUACUGUCAGAGGAGGAGGGCCUGGUCCUGAGAGCCUUGCAAGUCCUAGAGGAGAAGGAUGAGGAUGGGAAUGAGGUGGAACGCAAACCUGGAGACCGCUGGAUGAUUAGGGGCCCACUAGAGUACGUUCCCUCAGUGGAGGUGGAGGUUGUAGUGAGGAGGCAGUCUAUCCCCUUGGAUGAAAAUGAAGGGAUAUACGUACGAGACAUCAAGACCGGGAAGGUGUGCGCGGUGGUAGGACACACUUACAUGCUGACCCAGGACGAGGAGCUGUGGGAGAAGGACCUUCCCUCAAACGUGGAAGCACUGCUUGCCUCCGGGAAGGACCCCGUUGCAGACAGAUCCAACCGGUCUGCCCAGAUACAGGAGGCGCAGGAGCGGGAUAAGACCAAGGCGGUCACCUACCGGGUGCCUCAUAAUGCUGCCGUCCAGGUGUACGACUACCGGGAGAAGAAGGCCAGGGUGGUGUUUGGCCCCGAGUUGGUGAUUCUGGGGCCGGAUGAGCAGUUCACAGUCCUCAGUCUCUCAGGUGGUAAACCGAAACGGUCUAAUGUCAUCAAAGCCAUCUGCCUCCUCCUGGGGCCCGACUUCUGCACGGACCUGAUCAAUAUAGAGACCGCGGACCACGCCAGGCUCCAGAUACAGCUCUCCUACAACUGGCAUUUUGAAGUAAAGGAUAAGACCGACGCGGCUGAGGCUUCAAAGAUUUUCAGCGUUCCAGACUUUGUGGGCGACGCGUGCAAAGCCAUCGCCUCCCGGAUAAGAGGGGCUGUGGCUUCCGUGCAGUUUGAUGACUUCCACAAGAACUCCAACCGCAUCAUCUGCUCCGCUGUCUUUGGCUUUGACGAAUCCGUGAAGAUCCGAAACUCCUUCAAGUUCCCCCAGAAUAACCUGAUCAUCACCAGCGUGGACAUUCAGUCGGUGGAGCCGGUAGACCAACGCACUAGAGAUGCUCUGCAGAAGAGUGUCCAGUUGGCCAUUGAAAUCACAACAAACUCCCAGGAGGCUACAGCGAGACAUGAAGCUGAGCGCUUGGAGCAGGAAGCAAAGGGACGGCUAGAGAGACAGCGCAUCACGGACCAGGCUGAGGCGGAGAGGGCCCGCAAGGAGCUGCUGGAACUGGAAGCCAUGAGUACUGCGGUGGAAAGCACGGGAGCUGCAAAGGCCGAGGCCCAGUCUAAAGCAGAGGCAGCAAAGAUCGAAGGUGAAGGCGCUGUCUUACAGGCCAAACUGCGCGCCGAAGCUCUAGCCAUCGAGACGGAGGCGGAGUUGCAACGACUGCGGCAGGCCCGAACUGAGGAGCUGAAAUACCUACAAGAAAAGAACAAAUUGGAAGUGUCGAAAGAGCAGGAAAUCGCAGAUAUCGCAGUGAAGAAGUUCCGGGGGAUGACAGAGGCCAUUGGAACGGAAACUCUGAGGGACAUUGCACUGGCUGGCCCUGAGCUGCAGGUAAAACUGCUGAAAGGUCUGGGAAUUCAGUCCACUCUGAUUACCGAUGGCUCAACACCGAUCAACCUCUUCAGUACAGCGACCGGUCUUCUGGGGAUUCCCGCCAAGACACUGCUGGAGAAAGAUGCAUAGAAAUGAAACCAAUGAUGCUCUCACCUGUAUUACUAUUUGGGCCCAUUAGUCUGCAGUGUCACUCAUUAUCCUAUUCACUGGUCUUCUGCAUUGUCCAGCAGUGUCACUCAUUAUCCUGUUCUCUGCUCUUUUGCUCUGUCCAGCAGUGUCACUCAUUAUCCUGUUCUCUGCUCUUCUGCAUUGUCCAGCAAUGUCACUCAUUAUCCUGUGCUCUGCUCUUUUUCCUCUGUCCAGCAGUGUCACUCAUUAUCCUGUUCUCUGCCUUUUUGCUCUGUCCAGCACUGUCACUCAUUAUCCUAUUCUCUGCUCUUUUGCUCUGUCCAGCAGUGUCACUCAUUAUCCUGUUCUCUGCCCUUUUGCUCUGUCCAGCAGUGUCACUCAUUAUCCUGUGGUCCAUCAUGCACUACUUACAUGGCUGUCUUCAGAUCUGUGUCUGUCUGUAUCUGGUGUGCCUUACCUCUGCCCCUAGCCCAGCGAGGGGUAUUAUAUAACCAUAACCUGUAUAAAAGACAAAUCUGUGUCUGUGCUCAAUAAACCUCAGGUUGUUUUUUAUUUUCAA
Pseudophryne corroboree (corroboree frog) is the source of this 3310-nucleotide messenger RNA. It is a transcript of the gene MVP, whose product is annotated as major vault protein. Gene Ontology annotation, cellular component: nucleus; cytoplasm. NCBI's taxonomy places the organism in Eukaryota, Metazoa, Chordata, Amphibia, Anura, Myobatrachidae. Bases 205 to 2751 code for a protein of 848 amino acids. The transcript is spliced from 17 exons. The record is from RefSeq and is a predicted model, not a curated record.